Molecule: messenger RNA, 825 nt
Organism: Closterium sp. NIES-67
Lineage: Eukaryota; Viridiplantae; Streptophyta; Zygnematophyceae; Desmidiales; Closteriaceae
Source: the annotation of a GenBank genome assembly
GACUUGCUCUUGUCGAAUUACCACCAUAUGCUGGACUUCUGUAAAUCUUGGCGCUUCGUGGAUCAACUAUAGGUGCUGACGCUAGAAGUUCGUCCAGACCAGUGGUUCUUUCGCGUAUAGUAACGCACCAGUAAGGCACUUUUUGGGGGGCAAUUCCAGUGCGUGUCGCCCUCGCACCACCUUCUCGAGCACGUGCGAAUCUCAGCUUGUGCCGAAGCCGCCUCUCGGAGCUUCGUAGUUGUUCGCCCUGCUGCCUUUCUUUCGCCUCUUCGCGUCGCUGCUUCCUCUUGCGCCGCCGGAUCACGCGGCGGCGUGGCAAGCAUGAAGACGGGAGGGACGUUUCAGGAGAUCGUGGCGCUCGCGGUAUCGCUGGGGGGCCUCUGGGCGCUGCUGCUGGCGCAGCAGUUCCCGCCGGCCGUCAAUCAAGUCAUCCUCAUCCUGCCAGUGUACGCGUUUGUGGCUCUGGGGUGCUACGGCGUGGGGGCUCUGGGCUACGGGCUGAUGCGCUUCCCCACGUGCCCACAUGAGGGCGCGCUGCUGCGCAAGGACAUAGCUGAAGCCAGGGAGUAUCUCUCCAAGUACGGCCUGCAAUAGUUCCCGUGCCUGCAGCCCAUCCUCCACAUUCCCCACUGCUCACUGCUCACACAUCCACACGCAUUGUGCCUGCCAACCAGCUAGGCCAGCUGUUAUUUCUCGCAGGGCUAUGUACCAUACGAUUCCAAACAUGCAUUUCUCAUUGAGGUUCAUUCCUUGUAGCUGUGUGUAUUGGCUCUAUACUAAGAGUCCCAUGUGUGUAUUCUUGUAAGGCCAGGGGCCGGGACUAAU